Aplysia californica (California sea hare) is the source of this 2044-nucleotide messenger RNA. RefSeq names its product ferric-chelate reductase 1. Gene Ontology annotation, molecular function: oxidoreductase activity, acting on metal ions. Lineage: Eukaryota; Metazoa; Mollusca; Gastropoda; Aplysiida; Aplysiidae. The record is from RefSeq and is a predicted model, not a curated record.
GAGAUGGGGGAAAGGGGAAAUCUAUGAAAUCUACUUACAGAUUCAUAAUGAAUGCGCUCUGUGAUAUAAUCUAGUCUCCAGCAGAGUUUACAAAAGUCCCAUCAGACUUCGAAACACAAUGACUUUCAGUAGAUCUAGAUCUAGAUCUAGAUCUAUAUAGCAAAUGAUACCAACGGGUUACUGAAGUCUCUGUCCAACUUCAAUGAGAGAAAUGCAUUCGCUGAAUAUAGCCUGCCCACACUGAAAGGGACCCUUAUGAAGAGGGGUGAGGAAGCAUGGAGCACCCCGUCUUCCUUAGACCCCAGUUCUACAUUCAAGUAUUAAAUCCAAGUCAGGGGGCCACAGUGGUUGAGCAAUUUAAGAACUUCUGGACGUUCAUCCACUCGACGAACGGAAAUACCACCGACAGGUCACCCCCAAACAGAGAUCCGACACCUGUGGUAAAAAACGGAAACCAGGGUACUCCAGUUUUGCUGCCGACAAAGGAUGACGACAGAUUUGGCAAUGAGACCAUAGACACUCCGGGCGGAGAAAACGGCGGGGACCAGAUGGGUUUGGAGCCUCACCAGAAGGGCUUGGGUUCUGAUGAGUUGGGUUCAGAUCCUGGCUGUGGGCGGACGAAAGGAUGUUUUACAAACUGCCAAACAAGCGACGUGUGCACCUACAGUAUUUCAUGGGUUCCAGGAAACAACACUGUAUCUUUCAAGUUUAUCUACCUGAUGGGAGGCCAAACAGACCAGUGGAUCGCCAUCGGACUUUCCCACGACACUGUUAUGGGUGAUGACAAUGUAUUGGAAUGUGUGUCGGAUGGGGACAGGGUGUUCAUUCGUACUUCUUACAACAGAGAUAAAAUCAACGAAUACCCAGAUGAUAAAACGGCUGCUUUGUCGGAGAUGAAGGGUUCUGUUGUAGACGACAUCUUGACUUGUAGCUUUCAGAGGCAAAAUAAAUACCCAAGGGAGGCACGUGUGUUUGAUUUACAUACGCCUUACUAUCUCUUCGUUGCUUUUGGCGAGGCACUGGCAGGGGGUAACAAGUUUCCCCACUCUUAUAUCGAAUUGCCACAUGUAUCUAGUAAGAAGAUCAGUUUUUUGAGUGUCAAUGAAGUUACAAAAGGAACUUAUUCAUAUUACAACAUCCUCGUCAAAGCUCACGGAAGCAUCAUGAUAGUAGCCUGGAUCAUCUUCGCCAACAGUGGUACAUUCGUUGCCCGCCGGGGUCGCUCCCUAUUGGCUGGUGUCAAGCCGGGUGGGAAGGACGCCUGGUUUCAGGUUCACCGUUUCACGAUGUCCAUGACAGCUUUUCUAACGGUUGUUGGCUUUAUUAUUAUCGUCGUUCAUUCUCAAGGACACCUGCUUAUUCCUCAGGGCGAUGGCUACUACUACAGGAUGCUCCACUCACCCCUUGGCCUCCUGCUGCUGGUGCUUACCUUAGUGAAUGCUUCUAUGGCGACCUUCCGACCAGAACCCUCUUCCUCAAAUCGCCUCAUGUUCAAAUGGACACAUUGGGGAUUGGGCAUCUUCUCCUACAUCUUAUCACCCAAAACGAACAGCUAUGACCUCAGCAACCCAUACAUAACGACCAAUGAAGUCGCUCUCAAUACAGAAACAAUUACCUCAAUGAUAAGAAAGGGACAGAAUAACAUAAUUGAAGGUGCCCGCAGCUUUCUCCUGAUCUUCCACAUUAUGGCCGUUGUCGGGUUCGGCGUGGCCAUACUCUACUUCUUCCUCUUUUAACCUGUGGAGGGCGCUUAAUGAGGAGCCAGUGACACAAGCGAAAGAAAAUAAAAGCCAGAAGUACAUUGUUUAUUUGUUUUGUUGGGUUUGAACAGCACUGACUGACAAACUGCAGUCCAACUCGGGGAGAGGAGGAGGACUGACACUUGUAAAGCUAACAUACGACAACAAGCUGGAAAAAUAGGUGUGACAAACAGCCAAAAGGAUUAAUUACUAAAUGCAUUGGUUGUCAGAUGCCAGUUAGCUUUCUCAAAAAUACCUCAUGGUUUUCUACAAGAUAGAAUGCAUUAAAAGUUCGAAUGAAUGUC